CAAGGCCCUUACCAAGGCAGACGAGGAGGACAACUGGCGCCGCAAGGAACCAGCCUCCAAGCCCGUCCCACCUCCCGCACCAGCCCCACAGGCCAAGGCUGCGCCACCGCCUUCGGUCAACGCAUGGGAUUUGAGAAAGAAGCAGCAGCCAGCCCCAGCAGCGUCCGGCUCAAAGGAGCGUCAACAGCGGCCUCGCAACCCGCCGAGAGCAAGGAACCCAAGCCUACGGGGAAGAAGCCGAAGAAGAAGGGCGCUGAAGCACACAACGGCACUGCGACUGCGUGGCCCGAAGUUUCUCAGGCUGCCGAGUCCAAGUCUGAGGACAAGCACGGCAAGCCUGAGGACAAGAAGGGCAAAUCUGAGGACAAGAAGGGCAAGCACUCGAAGCAGGCAAGCGAGUCGACGAUCGACGACGGACCCUCAUCCCAAGCCGGAAAGAAGCAAAAAUGGACCAAAAUGUCUGCGUCGGAGCUGCAGGAAGCUGCGGACAAGGUGGCUGCCGAGACGAGCCGGCGGCAAACCAAGCUGAAGCAGAGGCUGCGCGAGGGCGGCGACGAGCCUGUGAAGAAGAGCGUCAGCAAACAGAGGGCACAGGAGAAGCUCGCGGCGCAGAAACCACCGCGCGCUCAGCGGUCGGGCUCGCACGGCAGCUCGUCGCUGCCGCCACACACGAUCGCCAACUCUAAUGGCCGACUGGCGCCUGGGAGUGCUGUCAGUGAGGCAGGCGAUGCUCCGAACGGCGAUUUGCAUCCUGGAGCCAACGGUUCGGCAAGUGCUCCCCUUUCUCGGCAUGGGAGCAACCAGGGGGUGCAAGGCAAGCGGGUCUCGCCGCCCUCGGGGUCCACGCCGCUGUCGCCUGAGACUGGUGCCACUCCUCUCCCGCAUCACUUUGGCCCCGCUGUACCUCGGCGCGGGCGCGACCGCGACGGACGGGGCGGGUAUGCCGGUCGUGGGCGCGGUGCGUACCGCUCGGCGUCCAACACGCCGAUGAACCGAAUGUACGAGCUGUCGCCGGUCGGCACGAACGCAAGUUUGUAUGGCACCGGGUACGGCAUUGGGUACGGGUACUACCCCGUGCCGGCGGCGACUAUGGCCAACAUGGCCAACAUGGUGGCCGUGCCGGGCUUUGAUGCGACCUCGGCACAAGCUCAAGCCCAGUACGCCAUGUACCAGCGAGGGAUGCCCCCGCCGCCGCUCCCCGUCACGGCGGUGCCGAACAUUGACCCGCUGCGCUACUGGGUACUCGGACAGGUCGAGUACUACUUUUCGAUGCAGAACUUGGUCAUGGACUUCUUCCUGCGGCAGCAGAUGGACGCCGAGGGCUGGAUCGACAUCGCGAUGAUCGCGAGCUUCAACCGAAUCAAGACGCUGACGGCCGACGUCGCGACGGUGCGCGAAGUCAUGGCCUUCAGCAGCCUGCUCGAGCUCGAGGGGGAGCGCGUGCGCCUCGGCGGCGGUGAGUGGCGCCGCUGGGUGCUGCCAGACGCCAAGCCUGCCCACGCGGGCUCGCUAAGCCCCGGCAAGAAGAGCGGCGAGACCGAGGUCUCGCAUGGCAUCCCGCCAAACGUAAACUUCACCGACGACGGGGACGGAAGUGCGCUCGGCAUCGAGGACGUGCAGAUCCCGACAUCGCCGGUGCCAAAGUUUGAUGUCGAGGACGCGCUGCUGCGCCGCGGGGGGAGCGCGGCGGUCAGCUCGAGCGCAAGCGUGCUUGCCAGCGACGAGGGCAAGAUGAGCAUGACGCCCGCGACGAGCGUGGCGGAGAACGAGAGCGAGGCGGGCGACAAGUAGGCCCGCCAACCCAUCCCCCAGUUACCCAUACAUUAUUGCAUCAGCACCGUUUCUCAAUUCGUUCUGCGGCUCGCCGCGUGGCCAGCCGAGCAUCCGACGU
This is a messenger RNA of Cutaneotrichosporon oleaginosum, 1891 nucleotides long. The record is from RefSeq and is a predicted model, not a curated record. Lineage: Eukaryota; Fungi; Basidiomycota; Tremellomycetes; Trichosporonales; Trichosporonaceae.